Alternaria ethzedia is the source of this 726-nucleotide messenger RNA. RefSeq lists its product as uncharacterized. The record is from RefSeq and is a predicted model, not a curated record. The transcript is spliced from 2 exons. Lineage: Eukaryota; Fungi; Ascomycota; Dothideomycetes; Pleosporales; Pleosporaceae. Bases 1 to 726 code for a protein of 241 amino acids.
AUGGUGCCCUUCUUCAAGGGUAUGGAUGGUGACUUGCGAAGGACUCACUCGACGAAGAGUCGCCUCCAUCUCAUCGAUGAAGAGACAGGACGCUCAAGGUCCUCGUUGUGGUUUCGUCGACACAAUAAGACCAAGGCUCUUGAACUCUGGAACCCGACUGCAGAUGCCGUUGUUCCAUACAAUCGCGUGCCGCAGCUCUCGCCUUAUAUUCCCGCUCCAAGACCUUUAUCGCCUUUAUCGCCUCCUCGGCCGCAGACGCCGCUCGGCAAGCAGGCUAGCUCCGCGCACAGAAAGCUCGGGCGUGCUUUCGCCAUCGUGCGCAUCACCACAAGCUUUGCUUCCGCAAUCGUUCAUCCCUUCCAGGAAGGCACCCAGCCCACCAACAAAGAUCUACAGCCCCAGACCAACUUCCUCAAGCUCAUGCUACUCCAGUCGCACCCCAACGCCGGCUUUGACUACGCCAUAUGCGGAACGCUUCUCGCUAUUCCCGGCUCAAAGCUCCUCCUCCGUCUCACCGCAGCCACAGUACAGCCCAUCUCGGGUGCCACCAAUUCGAGCAAUGCGAUCGCAAACGAUAUCCACGGGCGUGAAGUCUCCUGGUCCGCCAGUCCUGAAGAGUCCCUCUGGUCCAGGGGCGCUGAUAACACGGUCGUCCAGCCGUGCGCAGCCUCGGAAGUUCAGUACCACAACGCAUCUUCAGACGCCACCGCUGAUGACUACAUAUGA